Messenger RNA from Neurospora tetrasperma FGSC 2508, 477 nucleotides. RefSeq lists its product as uncharacterized. The transcript has 5 exons. Bases 1 to 477 code for a protein of 158 amino acids. NCBI's taxonomy places the organism in Eukaryota, Fungi, Ascomycota, Sordariomycetes, Sordariales, Sordariaceae. The record is from RefSeq and is a predicted model, not a curated record.
AUGUCCACCAAGUGGCAGGAAGCUACCGCAUCUGUCGUCACUGUCCGGUGGUGGUCUCCCACAGCCGAUGAGCUCGAGCGAAAUGUAGCUGAAUCCGAUAUCUACUCCGCCCUGACAAACACGUGGGCUUGGGAGCUUGGUGGUAUUGCAGCGGUCUCAAUUGCUGCUCUGGCAACACUUGGCUCAGUCGCUUUACGUUUAUCGCCGCGUCAAUGCUGCGAUGAUCUACGCCGCACCGUUCAAGCUAUCUCCCAUUGGAUGUGUCUGGCAUCGACGAAAACCGCGAUCGCAACUGGCCAAUAUUAUCCAGCAUGCUCUCUCAUGAGCGUAUCACGAGACUCGAUCCGUGAUAUCGUUUCAUAUGCCCUUGGUGGACUGCACGUGCACUCAUUUGCCAACGUUCAGACUUCCAACUGUCCUGGACAGCGUGACAACGAACGAUAUGUUGACCGUGGACAAUGCGAUGUGGUCGUUUGA